AUGAGGGAACCACUUGAACCCGCUCUACUCUUGGCCAUCACUCUUCGUUACCUGGCGAAUGGAAACUCAUACAAGACCCUUGAGUACGAAUUCAGGGUGGCUAACAACACAAUUUCCCGCAUUGUACCAGAAACACGCAACGCAAUCAACAAUGAGUUUGCAGAGGAAUUUCUGAAGUGUCCAUCAACACCAGAUGAGUGGAGAGCAGUGGCUGAAGGGUUCUCAAACAAGUGGAACUUUUACAACUGUUUGGGGGCUCUUGAUGGCAAGCAUGUAGUGAUCAGAGCGCCCAGUGCUUCCGGAUCCGUAUAUUACAACUACAAGGGAUUCCACAGUAUUGGACUUAUGGCUCUUGUGGACAGCCAGUAUCGCUUCCUAUAUGUGGAAGUGGGUGCAAAUGGCGGAGCUUCGGAUGGUGGCGUCUUUGCGGGGACGCCAUUGUGGGCUGCGCUGGAGAACAACACCCUUGGCGUCCCCCCUCCCACACCUUUUCCCAGAGACGACCAACCUAUGCCAUACUCCAUAGUGGCAGAUGACGCCUUCGCCAUGCGUACCUAUUUGAUGAAGCCUUACCCCCAGAGAGGAAUGUCCCGGGAACAACGUCUCUACAACUACGGGCUGUCGCGCGCACGACGCGUUGUGGAGAAUGCUUUUGGCAUUCUUGCAUAUAGAUUCAGAUUCCUUCUCGCCCCAAUGGCCCAAAGGACUGAGAACGUAGAGACUAUAGUCCUAGCAGCGUGUGUCAUCCACAACAUACCGAGGACUAGGUUCCCGCGCAUUAUUGACGGUAUUCAUGAAAAUUAA
Gigantopelta aegis is the source of this 804-nucleotide messenger RNA. Its product is annotated as putative nuclease HARBI1. The record is from RefSeq and is a predicted model, not a curated record. Bases 1 to 804 code for a protein of 267 amino acids. Lineage: Eukaryota; Metazoa; Mollusca; Gastropoda; Neomphalida; Peltospiridae. The transcript is spliced from 4 exons.